Molecule: messenger RNA, 852 nt
Organism: Protopolystoma xenopodis
Lineage: Eukaryota; Metazoa; Platyhelminthes; Monogenea; Polystomatidea; Polystomatidae
Source: the annotation of a GenBank genome assembly
AUAAACUAUGCUGUCGUUGAGCAUUUAGUGCAGAAACUCUCGAAAUCAAACUGCCUAACUGAGGCCGAUCAGAAACUACUGCUACAGUCUCAUCUAGAUUUCCAAGGACUUAGGAGAAAGUCCUCCAGCAGUGCCUUACGGACCAAAGAAGAUCGGGAUGGAGGACAUUCUUUAUCGGCCUGUUCUGCGGGCGUUUCCAGUAAUAAACAGAAAGCAAAAAAUCCCCAGUUCUUUCUGUCCCCUGACCUAGUUUGUCUUCUAGGGGAACAAGGUUUGAAUCGGCUUGAUGCAUCCCAGAUGACGAGGCUGAGAAUUCUGUCUCCAGUUAGUGCCAGAGACAAGAAAGAUAAGCAUAGCAAACUGAAAUAUGAGACUCAAGAAAGGCUUGAAGAUAACAAACGUAAGACGGUGCACAUGAAAAAACCUAGAGGGUUACAUAAAGAUUAUGGAAAUCUACUCCCCCUUAAGCCCACCGUCCUUACUAUUGUCGAUGAGGCGCCUCCGACUAAUUCAUUUCACUUGCCAGAAUACCUCCCAUCCCCUGCCAAGUUCAGCCGACUACUGCAAUCCUCAGCAGCAGUCUCUCCCAAUGUUAUGCCCCAGGCCGACUCUGAUCCUGAAUUCAUCUCUGCCAAUUCUCAUAUUAAGUCAGACAACCAUACUGAUCAAAUCCGGCUACCGAAACUGAUGCAGGAGCACCUAGUGAGCGGGUACAUCGGUUGGAUACACAGCUGGCGUCAAUGCUAUAUGUUUGAGGAUUACCUACGAUUUAUCACAACUAGAGUAUGUUCAAUCUUCUCCAUCAAGUCUAUAAAUCAUAUAGUAUUGUUGUCCAAGAUUAUGUUAAAUUAG